Lepidothrix coronata (blue-crowned manakin) is the source of this 784-nucleotide messenger RNA. RefSeq names its product carboxypeptidase X, M14 family member 1 (gene CPXM1). Gene Ontology annotation, molecular function: metallocarboxypeptidase activity; zinc ion binding. Bases 107 to 784 code for a protein of 225 amino acids. Lineage: Eukaryota; Metazoa; Chordata; Aves; Passeriformes; Pipridae. The transcript has 3 exons. The record is from RefSeq and is a predicted model, not a curated record. Gene Ontology annotation, biological process: proteolysis.
CAGGGACACCCAGGCUGGCUCAGGGCACAGAGUGGGGGGUGGCCGUGCCCCCACAGCCACGUCCCCGUGCCCGGCAGGGGAGCCCGAGUUCCGCUACGUGGCCGGGAUGCACGGGAACGAGGUGCUGGGCCGGGAGCUGCUGCUCAACCUCAUGGAAUACCUGUGCCGGGAAUUCCGGAGGGGCAACCCCCGCGUGGUGCAGCUGGUCACGGACACCCGGAUCCACCUGCUGCCCUCCAUGAACCCCGACGGAUACGAGACCGCCUACGAGCUGGGCUCGGAGCUGGCGGGCUGGGCCAUGGGCCGCUGGACCUACGAGGGCAUCGACCUCAACCACAACUUCGCCGACCUGAACACGGCGCUGUGGGACGCCGAGGACAACGACCUGGUGCCCCACGAGUUCCCCAACCACUACAUCCCCAUCCCCGAGUACUACACCCUGGCCAACGCCACGGUGAGCCCCCGAGACCCCCCAGUCUGUGCCAAUGCCAUGGUGAGCCCCCUGAAAGCCCCCACCGUGGACGGGGACUAUUGGCGGCUGCUGAACCCCGGCGAGUACGAGGUGACGGCGCGGGCCGAGGGCUACGAGGCGGCCACGCGGUCGUGCUGGGUGUCCUUCGAGAACGUUCCGACCCCCUGCAGCUUCCGCCUGGAGCGGGCGCGGGGGCGGCCCCGGGGGUCCCGCCCGGCCCCCGACCCAACCCUGCGGCUGCGGCGGCAGCGCCUGCGCCGCCUGCGCGCCCACGGCCGCGGCCACUGGCCGGGACCGGCACCGGGACCGUGA